Messenger RNA from Bactrocera oleae (olive fruit fly), 1772 nucleotides. RefSeq names its product ATP synthase, delta subunit (gene ATPsyndelta). NCBI's taxonomy places the organism in Eukaryota, Metazoa, Arthropoda, Insecta, Diptera, Tephritidae. Gene Ontology annotation, biological process: proton motive force-driven ATP synthesis. Gene Ontology annotation, molecular function: proton-transporting ATP synthase activity, rotational mechanism. The record is from RefSeq and is a predicted model, not a curated record.
GUAAACGAUAUCAUUCCUUAUUUCUUUGGGAAAUUUAAAGAAAUUAUCCAAAUAAUAUUGAAAAACACGAGAAUUCACUGUCAUCAUCUUUAGCUAAACCUAAAUCUGCAAGGUUAAAUCAAUUUAUAAUAAAGCGAGGACGUUGAUACUUAUGAAUAAAUAAGUGUUUUAAAAUUGGCCAUCCAGCUCCAACUUCCGCUUCCCAAAUCAAAAUUUGAUGAUCCAAUACAAAACCACACCAAUAUUUUAUUUAAGAAGUAACUUAAAACUUCUAUCCAGGAAUGCUUGUUUCGAUAUAAAAUUCUGUUAUAGCAAUCGAUAACCGAUUCUUAGCGUAUAUGAUAAACUUUCUGACUAGUGCUACCGAUUGACGUAUUUAAUGUAAUAUAUUCCUGAUGACGAAUUUUGUGGAUUUAUGUAGAAAAAUCAAGAUGAACAAGUAACUUCCAUAGGCACAAUAUAUUUAAAUACAUUAUAUUUCAUCGAAUAUCGUUUAUUAAAAACUAUAUACAAAGCUUUAAGUUGAAUUGCCAUUGGUAUUCCACCUCAUAUAUAUAUUUGAUUAAGUUUCUUCAAUUAACACGUACACAAACCACUAAAUAUUAACAACAGAUGUCACGAUUAUCCUCCUCUUGAUUUUGAAAUUAUUAAAAUAUUCAUUUACGUUCUCUGAUACAACAAUUAAAUUAAACCAGAGAACUUAAAUGAAUUAAGUUCUCUGAUUAAACUAUUUAACAUAUAAUAGAAUUUCGGUGAAAACCACACUCAUCAACAAAAGAUGUCGCUAAUAGGGUAUUAAAACAGUACAGGGUUGCACAAGUGAGCUCUUUAAAAAUAAAUAAAUUUUCUAGAUCAAAGUUCAGGAUAAGUAUUUUCAAAAGGUUUUUUGAUUUGAACAGAAAAGUUUUGCACGUUGUUAGGUAAGAAAACAUGGCGACAUAGUAUUAAAACAAAAGUUUUUAAGAUUUCGUCAAUUAUGUUUUCAGUGGUUACAUAGAGUGGCAACUCUGUCGACCACUUCUGGUUAAUAAUUAUGUUAUCGAAUAUUAUAUUAAAUAGUACCGAUUUCGAAGUUUUCUGUGUGUAAUUCUAAAAACACAGUUUUGCAUAUUUUUUUACGAAUUGCUCGGUCAUCGGUAUCCUUUGCUUUUUAAAUCAUAUAAAAUGUCGUUUGUUCGGAAUGCUCGCUAUUUAAUGGGGCGGAGCAUCCAUAAUAUGCAAAAGCGCGGAUUUGCUGAUGAGAUGAAACUUACUUUCGCAGCUGCUAAUCAAACAUUUUAUGAUCAAUCGGAGGUUCGUCAGAUUGAUGUUCCUUCAUUCAGUGGAAGUUUUGGUAUACUUGCAAAACAUGUACCCACUUUAGCCGUUUUGAAGCCUGGUGUGGUGCAAGUCAUUGAAAACGAUGGAAAAACGUCAAAAUAUUUUGUAUCAAGUGGCUCAAUAACAGUAAAUGAAGACUCAUCUGUUCAAGUUUUGGCUGAAGAAGCGCACAAGGUCGAGGAUAUUGACGUUGCUGAAGCGAAGCAGCUCUUGUCACAAUAUCAAUCACAAUUAAAUUCUGCUUCCAGUGAAGAAGCUAAAGCGGAAGCAGCCAUAGCUGUUGAAUGUGCAGAGGCUCUUGUCCGAGCUGCAGAAUAAAAUCGAUUGUUUUUCUCUGCAUCGUUAGGGUCAUAGAAAAUGGUACAUAAAAUUAAUAUAUGAAUGUUCAAACUGAAAGUCAUACAUAAAGUUUGAAUAAACUAUGAAAAUGUCGACAUGUGAUGGUUUCAUAA